This is a messenger RNA of Aedes aegypti (yellow fever mosquito), 557 nucleotides long. It is a transcript of the gene ATPsynG, whose product is annotated as ATP synthase subunit g, mitochondrial. The record is from RefSeq and is a predicted model, not a curated record. Bases 171 to 470 code for a protein of 99 amino acids. Gene Ontology annotation, biological process: proton motive force-driven ATP synthesis. The transcript is spliced from 3 exons. Gene Ontology annotation, molecular function: proton transmembrane transporter activity. Lineage: Eukaryota; Metazoa; Arthropoda; Insecta; Diptera; Culicidae.
AGUCGAUCGACGAGUUAUGUCGACUCCUAAAUUUUCUCGCGUCGACAUUAUUCAGUUUCAGUUCAGUGCAUUUCACGAUCUGUCAGUGGUGCGGGAACUUUACGUCAGACACUUCGUGCUGGUUUUGGAGCUAGGAAAACUACAAUCCAAAAAAAUAUAACAUUCUUACGAUGGCUUCGCUAGCAACCAAGGGAUCCUCGCUGGUGUCGACUCUGUUGACCAACGCUCGGCCCAAGUUCAAUGUGUUCAUGAAGUACGCCAAGGUUGAGCUGACGCCGCCCACCCCCGGAGACAUCCCCGCCAUCCGCGACGGAAUCGCCCGCAUCGUUUCCGGAGCCCGCACCGGAGCCUGGAAGAAUUUAACCGUGAAGGAGGCCUGGCUGAACAGCCUGGUCACUGCCGAGGUUUUCUUCUGGUUCUACGUCGGAGAAUGCAUCGGCAAGCGCCACCUGGUCGGUUAUGAGGUCUAAGGCCAUCGUCUAAACUAAACUAGGUAUUGGUCGGAUCAGUGAAAGUGUUUCGAGUCGAUGAAUAAUAACUGUAAUUGUAAAAACUAA